Debaryomyces hansenii CBS767 is the source of this 1746-nucleotide messenger RNA. Its product is annotated as serine C-palmitoyltransferase. Gene Ontology annotation, cellular component: endoplasmic reticulum. Lineage: Eukaryota; Fungi; Ascomycota; Pichiomycetes; Serinales; Debaryomycetaceae. The record is from RefSeq and is a predicted model, not a curated record. Gene Ontology annotation, biological process: sphingosine biosynthetic process; ceramide biosynthetic process. Gene Ontology annotation, molecular function: pyridoxal phosphate binding; serine C-palmitoyltransferase activity. The transcript has a single exon. The coding region runs from base 1 to 1746 and encodes 581 amino acids.
AUGCCUUCGGCUGAGACUAUAGUUACCACUACCACAAUCAAGACAGCAACAGCUAUUACUACAUUAGCCCCGUCUCUUGAGGGGUUGACAGCGGCUUUAUCACACAAUUUUGUCCAUUAUUUGAACUAUUUGGAUAGGUUACCAGGUGGUCAGAUUAUUUUAAGGUAUAUUAAAUCGUCGUAUAAGAAUGAUCCAGUUAGAUCAUUAUUUGAGUUAGCGCUCUUCAUUUUUGCCGUUCAUUACUUUCUUUCGUCGAAGAAGAAGGAAAAUAAAUCCGACUUAACUGUAUUCAGCGAAAAGGAAAUUGACGCUUUAUGUAAAGACUGGGAACCUGAACCUUUAGUUGAAGAUCUUACACCUUUGGAAAAAUGGGAAUUAAAAUGUAUUCCUGAAAUUAAGGGACAUAAUGGAUCGCAUGUGCAGUUAUUGAACGAGCCAGGCUCUCAUUUGGGUAAAGUCGUCAAUUUAGCAUCAUAUGAUUUUUUGAACUUAAAUGAAAGCGAUAACAUCAAAGCAGCAGCAAAAGGAUGUAUCUCUGGUGCAGGUGUAGGUGCCUGUGGACCACCAAAUUUUUAUGGAACACAAGAUGUUCACGUCAGAUUGGAAGAAGACUUAUCUGAGUACUUAGGUACUGAGCAGGCUAUAUUGUACGGACAAGAUUUCGUUACUGCCGGUUCAGUUAUCCCAGCUUACUUGAAGAGAGGUGAUUUAUGUAUUGUGGACAGUGGUGUUAAUUUAGCUAUACAAAAGGCUUUGAUUGUUAGUCGUUGUGAUCUUGAAUGGUAUGAUCAUAAUGACAUGGACCAUUUGGAACAAAUUUUAAAAGAAAUCAAGCCAGUCAUAGAGAAGCAGAAGCCUAUUCGUAGAAGAUUUGUUGUUACUGAGAGUUUGUUCGCAACUACUGGUGAUUUAGCAUUAUUACCAAGAAUCGUUGAAUUGAAAAACAAAUAUAAAUAUCGUUUAUUCUUAGAUGAAUCAUUGUCUAUCGGUGUUUUAGGUGCUACUGGUAAGGGUCUUGUGGAACAUUAUAACAUUCCAAGGUCAGAAAUUUCUAUCACCAUUGGUUCCAUGGCUUUAUCUUUUGCAUCUUCUGGUGGUUUCUGUGUUGGUGUAACUCCAAUGAUUCAACAUCAAAGAAUCUCUUCUAACGCCUACGUUUUUAGUGCAGCGUUACCCCCGUAUUCGGCUAAAGUAACCUCUGAAGCUAUUAAAGAAAUUUCCUCGAAUUUAGAUUCAACCGGAAAAUCCAAACUUAUGCUGGCCUUACAUGAAAAAAUUCAGUAUGUUUAUCAAGAGUUAGAAAAGCAAAUCCCAUCGUCAUUCUUUACGGUAACAUCGGCUCCAUUUUCUCCAAUUAUUCAUUUAAGUUUAAGUCUGGAGUAUAGAAAGAAAUUGAAUUUACCUCCAUUUUACGGUAAUACAGAUUUGUUACUCACUGGUAAACAGUCAAAGAGAUUGAAUGAAUUCAAUCAUAAGCUUAACACGGAAUCGUUUAUACUACAAAAGAUUAUUGAUCAGUGCUUAACGAAGGCUGGUGUUUUGUUGACUAGAUCCAAGCAUAUUUUAGAACAUGAGAACUUACCUGUUCCAAGCCCGCAUCUACUUUUCAUGGUUAAUACAGGGGUCUCGAUUGAAGAAUUUAAUAGAGCUAUCUACGCUUUGAAACUUGCCAUGGGUGAAGUUUGCUCUAAGAUCCGUAACGAAAAUGAUUUGCUUGUCUUAGAAAAUGAGAUCAUAAAUUAUUGA